Candida dubliniensis CD36 is the source of this 579-nucleotide messenger RNA. RefSeq lists its product as uncharacterized. The transcript has a single exon. The record is from RefSeq and is a predicted model, not a curated record. NCBI's taxonomy places the organism in Eukaryota, Fungi, Ascomycota, Pichiomycetes, Serinales, Debaryomycetaceae. Bases 1 to 579 code for a protein of 192 amino acids.
AUGAAGAGAUCAUUAAACGAUUCAAUUUAUUCAAAUUCUUCUUCUUCUUCUUCUUCUUCAUCAUCAUCAUCAUCACCACCACCACCACCAUUAAUUAAAUCUUUUAAACGAUUGAAAUUAGAAUAUGAAAUUUUCUCCACUUCAAUUCAAGAUAUUGAAAAAUUAUUCAAUGAAGAAAUUACUACAACUACCACAAAUACUACUAUAUCACCUGAAUUAUCAUUAUUUACAAAAAAUAAUCCAAUAAAAGGUAUAUCAAAUACUUUUAAUAAUCCAGAUUCUUCUCAAUAUCUUGAUAAAAUAAUCCCAUCAACUUCAUUUAAUUAUGAUUGUAUAAAUAUGUCAUUUCUAGAACCACCAACAACAAGCAGAUAUCCUACUGAUAAUAUACCCGUUAAACCAACAAAUCAAUAUAUUACUACUACUACUGGUACUACUACUACUGGUACCACUACGUUAACUACAAAUAUGUAUCUUGAUAUAGAUUAUGAUGAAUAUGAUUAUGAUUAUGAUUAUCAACCUUUAAUUAAUCAAGAUUUAUCAAUGAUAGAUCAACUUAUUUUAAAAAGUUCAAUAUAA